ACUCUGAAUAAAUAGGUAGUAGUUACAUGGCGCAACGAACGUUCGCAAAGUGCAGCACGAGCACGAUAACGAAAGUGUUAUUAUUAUUAACAAGACGAAAUAAUAAAUUGCUCUGUGAAUGCGACGUUGCCGCUUCGUGCAUCCGGAUGCCGGGCCGGCCGCCGCCGCCGCGCGCCACGCCUGACGCCCCGUCGGCACCCGAAUCGAAUACGAUCGUCAGGCCGCCUCCGGAGACCGGACCGAGAGCGCGUCUGUACGGUUCUUUAUUUAAAUAAUAACAACAAAUACAAGUUGAACUAUCGUAACUGCAAAAAUAACAACAAAAAUUACAAUUCCAAGGCAUUUAUUGUGAAAUUGAGCUGGUUAUCAGUAGCUUCAAUCAAAUCUGAAACAGAAAUGCCAAAGCGAGGUUCCCUGGACCCGGCGCUGAAGCUGAUAUCAGCUGUCCGCGAGCAGGGCUGCCUGUGGGACAAGGGCCACGCGCGGUAUCACGACAAGGAGGCCAAGGCGCAGGCCUGGAGGGAGGUCUGCAGCGUGGUGGAACCUAAUUAUGAGGAGGCUGAUGCCACGGAUCGGCAUGAAAUGGGGCUAUCAUUAAUACGCAAAUGGACAAACAUGAGGGACGCAUACCGAAAAACUUUAAGAAACGCAAACAAGCAAUGUAGGCCCUAUAUUUACGGAGACCAAUUAUCCUUCUUAGAUCCAAUGUUUGUUGACUUGAAGAAGACCAAACGAGAACGUAAAGAAAUAAGCCAUCAUCCUGAAGUAGAAGUGGGCGAUGAAGAUGAGCAAUGGGAGAAUGAAGUGUUCGUUGACAUAAAUGAAGACUCCGAACCAGCGGCGAAAAUGAUGAAACUCAACUCAACAGAAAAUCUUGACGAUAGCGUAGUUUCUAUUCUAGCAGGUCUCAUUCAAAAAGAAGAGGACGACGACCGUGCAUUCUUCAAAUCUAUCACUCCGGCUGUCAAAACACUAUCUAACGACACUAAGCUAGAAUUUAGAGUCGAAGUUAUGAAAUUACUUCAGCGACUCAAAAAGAGUGAUGCCAAGAAACAAUCUCGCCAAUUUAAAACCGAAGCUGAUGAUUCCGAAGCUGAUAGUGAUUGAUUGUUAAUUGAUACAAGUGGUAGUGAGACUGACACUAAGACAACAUUAAAAUAAUGUAUUAAUUUCUAUUAGUUAGAUCUAUAAGUUACCUAAUACUUAGCAUUAAAAAGUUGUUAUGUU
Plutella xylostella (diamondback moth) is the source of this 1227-nucleotide messenger RNA. RefSeq lists its product as uncharacterized. Gene Ontology annotation, molecular function: DNA binding. NCBI's taxonomy places the organism in Eukaryota, Metazoa, Arthropoda, Insecta, Lepidoptera, Plutellidae. The record is from RefSeq and is a predicted model, not a curated record.